AAAGCUGAGAGAGUGCAAGGGAGUGUGAGUGUGUGUGUGAGGAACAUGCUCUGUCAUGCUGCUGUUGACUACCGCUGCCUCUCCAACCAGCGUCGUUGGCUGUCAGGAAAAGAAAUGUUUUCCGGAGGAAUGACUCCCUGAACCGGUUCACCAUGUGGAUGUGGGACAGCAAUUUCCAAACCUUCGCUGGAAGAAUCCCACGGAAAAAAAGAGCAGCGGCCGGAGAGCGUAACUGGUCCUGCUGUGUGGCCGCCUGCGUGCUCACGCUACUGAGACUUUGUCACUGAGAUACAUGAUUCACACUUUUAACUCUGCUCCAGUUCAUGUUUUUAACAGUACAAUUCUUGGGAUUUCUUUUUUCCCCGCUGGAACUCAAUGGAUUUUACGGUGCUAUAUAGCUCAAUUUUGCCUUGUAGGAUGUAAGCCGGUGCUUUUUGGAAUAAUGCCCUGAGGACAAAGCAGUAAAGGUGGAAGUUCAGAAGGGGAUCAUUACUGGAAUUUUAGUCUGAAUGGGCACAGCACAGCAGUGGACUGCAGUAUGGGACGGUGCAUGUUGUGCUGGGGCCUGUGGACAUUGUGGGGCAGUGUCUGUAGAAGAUAGUUAGGUAGACAGACAGACAGAUAAAAAGAUAGAGGGGUUCAAAGGGAGAAAGGUUAACAGGUAGGGGAACAUUCCUCACACAGCCAAGCUAUGAAGCCUGGACAGUGUCCAGCUGUGUCCAGUGAGAAGACAAUGAUGCACCUCAACCAAAUCCCUUUCAGGAGGCACUCCUGGAUAUGUUUUGAUGUGGACAAUGGCACAUCAUCGGGUCGCAGCCCUUUGGACCCAAUGGCCAGCCCGGGGUCAGGCCUCAUCCUGCAGGCCAACUUCGUCCACAGCCAGAGGAGAGAGUCGUUCCUCUAUCGCUCUGACAGUGACUAUGACCUCUCACCCAAGUCCAUGUCCCGAAACUCCUCCAUUGCCAGUGACAUUCAUGGUGACGAUAUGAUUGUAACGCCAUUUGCACAGGUUCUUGCCAGUUUGAGAACUGUACGGAACAAUUUUGGUGCAUUAACCAAUCUACAAGACAGAACAUCCAAUAAGAGAUCACCCAUGUGUAACCCACCACCCAUCACCAAGACCUCCUUCACAGAGGAGGCCUACCAGAAGCUGGCCACUGAGACCCUGGAGGAGCUGGACUGGUGCCUGGACCAGCUUGAAACGCUGCAGACCAGACACUCGGUCAGCGAAAUGGCCUCCAACAAGUUCAAGAGGAUGUUGAACAGGGAGCUUACUCACCUAUCAGAGAUGAGCCGAUCUGGGAACCAGGUGUCUGAGUUCAUCUCCAGCACCUUCCUGGACAAGCAGCAUGAAGUGGAGAUGCCGUCCCCUCAGACCCAGAAGGAGAAGGAGAAGAAGAACAAGCCCAUGUCUCAGAUCAGCGGGGUGAAGAAGCUGCAGCACUCCUCCAGCCUCACAAACUCCAACAUCCCUCGCUUCGGAGUCAAGACUGAGACAGAGGAUGAACUCGCUAAGGAGCUGGAGGAUGUGAAUAAAUGGGGCCUUAACGUUUUCAAAAUAACAGAGUUCUCUGGGAACCGGCCACUGACAGUCAUGAUGUACACAAUAUUUCAGGAGAGAGACUUGUUAAAAACUUUCAAAAUUCCACUUGACACCUUUAUAACAUACCUGAUGACCUUAGAAGACCAUUAUCAUGGCGAUGUGGCCUACCAUAACAACAUCCAUGCUGCUGACGUCACCCAGUCAACUCACGUGCUGCUAUCCACCCCCGCCCUCGAGGCUGUGUUCACAGACCUUGAGAUCCUAGCUGCCAUUUUUGCCAGUGCAAUUCACGACGUGGACCAUCCUGGAGUCUCCAACCAGUUUCUCAUCAACACCAAUUCGGAGCUGGCGCUCAUGUACAAUGACUCGUCAGUGUUGGAGAACCACCAUCUGGCAGUGGGUUUCAAACUCCUACAGGAGGAGAACUGUGACAUCUUCCAAAACCUGACCAAAAAACAACGACAAUCACUGCGAAAGAUGGUCAUUGACAUUGUGUUAGCAACAGACAUGUCCAAGCACAUGAAUCUACUGGCCGAUCUGAAAACCAUGGUGGAAACCAAGAAGGUGACCAGCUCUGGUGUCCUGCUGCUGGACAACUACUCUGACAGAAUACAGGUUCUGCAGAACAUGGUGCACUGUGCCGACCUGAGCAACCCCACAAAGCCUCUGCAGCUGUACCGGCAGUGGACGGACCGCAUUAUGGAGGAGUUCUUCAGCCAGGGGGACAGGGAGAGAGAGAGAGGCAUGGAGAUCAGCCCCAUGUGUGACAAACACAACGCCUCAGUGGAGAAGAGCCAGGUGGGUUUCAUCGACUACAUCGUCCACCCUCUGUGGGAGACCUGGGCCGACCUGGUGCACCCCGACGCCCAGGACAUCCUGGACACACUGGAGGACAACAGGGAGUGGUACCAAAGCACCAUCCCCCAAAGCCCCUCUCCCGCGCUGGACGAGGCAGACGACAGCAGCCGUCCCCCUGGAGGGGACAAGUUCCAGUUUGAGCUCACGCUGGAGGAGGACGGGGAGUCGGACACGGAGAAGGACAGCGGCAGCCAGCCCGAGGAGGAGGAGGAAGAGGAGGAGGAGGAGGAGAACAGCUGUAGUGACUCUAAAACACUCUGUACACAGGACUCUGAAUCGACAGAGAUUCCUUUGGACGAACAGGUGGGGGAGGAGGAGGAGGAGGAGGGGGUCGGGGAGGGGGAGACGCCCUGCUCGCAACCGUGCGUCGUGGAGGAAGAGGUAGCGGAGGAGGAGGAGGAGGAGGAGGAGGAGGAGGAGAAAGAGAAAUCUCCUGACACAUAGCAGUGUACGGACAGCACCUGAUUAACUGUUCUUCUUAGUAAUGACAGAUGAUUAUUUAUAGAAUAUUUUUUGGGUUUUGUGGAGUCUGUCUGUGUUUUUUAUACAUCUGUGUUUAUGGUUCCAAAGCGUGCGCUGCUCUCCACCUUGGCCAUUCCUCCCUUCUCAUCUUCAAUUGGUCAGCUUUGUUCAGACACGCCCACUGGUACUUCUACAAGUUUUUUUGCACUCAGGAAAACUCCUUUCCAUUCCCGUUCGUACUCAAGUGGUGUGUGUUGAUUUCACUUUUACACCUCCCCCUUUUUUUAGCCAGCUUACGUUACUGUAGGACUUGGAUGAGCAGUUCAGAUUCUACUCAGUGCUGUUCAUGCUACAUAUAUAAUCAUACUUUCCUUCCCCUCCGCUUCGUCUCAACCUUGCCGGAAGUUUAGCAGUGUUUCCGCGUUUUAUCAAGUGCCCAUUCUACAGAAGUGGUUAACGUUGUGUUCAAGGAGAAUCGGUAUCCUGGUUAUGUCAUUUCCUCCCCCCAGUGAAUUAGGAGACGUGCGAUGCCGCCGUUCCAGUGAAAACCUGACGGGACGGCGCAGAGACGAAAGCUGCUGCAGCACACCGGGGAGCGAUGCAUGGUGGGAAUUUAUGAGACACAUUCGAAAUGUGGAAGUCUUCCUUGAAAACCUGACUGAAACAAGGCUCAAAUCUUACAGCCAUGAUGCUGUCCUAGACCUCUUUAAUUUUUUGUAUUGUACUGUAUGUAAGAUGGAGAUAUUUUCUAGAUUUUACUUUUGCUAUCUCUAGGCUUUGUUUUGUUAUGAAAGAGACGAGAGAAGCAACUCAUGACAGCCUUUUGGAAAUCAUGAAACCAUUGGAGGGAAGUGUGUGACAGAUUUUCAGUGUCUCGAGGUGUAUCUUCACAGCUGGAUGGCAGUAGGAGCGUACUGAGGUGUUUGCACUUUCUCCAAUAGCAUUUAUACGAUUAUUCCCAUGCCACUAUACUCAUACUUGGUUAGUCCUAUGAAUUGAAUUAAUUCAUAACUGUUAUUUCAGUGAGAAUUUUCACUGACGAGAAAGCUGAAACCUGUCGUCCUUAUGCUUUACUUUGAGUGAAAUCCUUUCUUACCGAUGUGGAUGAGGCUUUUAAGUUUUUUUAUUAUUAUUAUUAUUAUUAUUAUUGUUGCCUGCAGUUCCUUUGAACACAUCCUGAGACAAUGCAAUGCUUUGUAGUUGAUAUAAAAACAGCACCUUUUGUUAGAAGUUUGGGUGGCGCUCUGAGUGUACAGAGAUAGAAACGGUGUUAAUAUCAUGUUUAUACCAAUCUUAUGAAAGCUUUUACUGUCAUUUUGUUUUUGUUUUUGUUUUUUUUUCUAGCAGGUGCCCUUAUUGUGCGUGACAUACACAUAACAAACCGCAUACCUUCUCUUCAUGAUGUUCGGUCGUAUCCAUAUCUGUCAAGCCACAGUUUCAGUUCAUGUGCUAUAUGAGUUGAUUUUUUGUUUGUUUGUUUGUUUGUUUGUUUGUUUGUGCAUUUGUUUUUCACUUAAUGUUUGUUUUUGGCCAUCCUGACAUCCAACACUAAGCCCAGUCACUGUCUUUGUUUCUGAGAAGACAAUCAGCUCCAUUGAGUAGUCGUCUGAGAAAGACUAUCCUAUACGUAGAUACUCUAAAUGCACUGAUAUAUCCACAUAUUACCACUUUGAUAUUUCUUUUUUUUUUUUUUUUUACAUUUAACCCGCCAAAAUACACACAACAAUGCUGUCUUACACUUCAGCCAAGAGUCUCUUCCUUUUUCCACACCUCUGUCAUUUUUCCUGUUGUUACAACCGAUGCUAUUAUUUAUUGUUAUAUUUUUCUAUUUGUUGUGUCUUUUUUGCGAUAUAAAGGUGGUACAGUCAAUAUUUCACUGUAGCAUAGACCGCAGUACAGGCUUGCCGGUUACAAUACCCAAAUAUGCUUUUUUCCUCUAUGUACAUAAAAUAUAAAAAAUCGACAAAUGUAAAAAGGAAAAAAAAAAAAACUUGAAAUACUGAACAUGGCUUUUUUUUUUUUUUUAAGAGUGCUUGUUUUACCGAUGUGUAAUUUCAGAGGUUUUAUUUGAUCUUUUGAGUUCUUAUUUAAUCUUUAAUUUUGUGCCAAGAUUUUGUUUUCUCUUUUCUCAUCCUCACCCAAUGCCCUUACCUGUACUACAGUUUUCUGGUUUUAUCGCUGUUUACAAACAUAUAUUUAUUGUGCUGUAUAUAUUAUUAUUAUUAUUAUUAUUAUUAUUAUUAUUACCAUAAUGCCAUUUGUUGUAAAUGAUUGAUUCUUAUCAUCCCUUUUGGUGAUGGUGUGGCUGUAUUAUGUACCUCUUGUUGAGAGAAUGUUUAUUACACAUGCUUCUUCAGUGUAAAAUGAUCCAUCGAUACGUUGCUUACCUGAGAACUAGCUCAGAGAAGAGAGGGGGAAAGCCAAAUUGUUUUUUAAAAAGAAACUGUUCCUUGGCCCAUGGGCUGUGCCUUAAAAAUUAAGCGCAUGUCAUUUGUUUUAGUCUUUUUUUUCCUUUAUUUUCUAGUUCUCCUCUUUUGCUGCAUUAGAAAAUCUCUUGGCUCGGGUUGUCCUGAUCUACUGCUGGCGAAGGAACUGCUAGGAAUUUGAAAAAAUGUUGCCUUUUCACUUUCACAGCCAAACCUGGUUUCUUUUGGGGGGAGCUAUGGAAAUGUGGCACUUGCUGUCGAGCAUGCUGUCAGUGCAGAGGUGAUGUGCGUGUAGAUUCAGGUCAACUCCAAGUCAAAGACUGACUACUUGAGUGUCGUGUGGCCUACAGCUGGAUGUCUGAGAGUUGUAUUCACUGUAGACCUGGUCUGAACAGCUCACACCCUCUUUAGGCCUUGCCACCACGCUCAGAAAUAUGAAACAACACGUCAGGUGUAAACGAUAUGGCAAUAGCUUUCUUGUAUCUGGUCAGGAGACGAGGUGGAGCGACUGUAACGUUGUCCACGCCUGUCUCGAUUGUAUCAGAUCUACAAACACUGAAGGGGUGUAAUAGGAGUAUGAAGUUGCUUCUUGACCACGGCCUACGAAGCACCGAGGCUUAGAGACACGCCCGCAUGUCCAGCCACUGCUGCAUUAAUUCUGGCUGAAAUAUGACGGUGUGUUGCUUAUCUAUGCUUGGCCCACACUUCCACUCAUAUUACUUGCAAUAUCCAAAACCACUGACAUCUUUCUGCCUGGACAGGAGAGGGUUAGUAUUUAUAUAGAAAAGGGGAGUAGGGAUGGGGGGGGUUGGGUGUGGGGUGUGUGCAUCAUUGUCCCGCGAUAGGGACUCUUAUUUUGACACACAUACUGUAGAUUCUUAACAGCCCUGGACCAAUGGAAACAGUGGGUUCUUUUCUCAUUAUGUGUUCUAUUUUUUUAUGGUAUGAAAGGAAUACACAAACUGUAACUUCAAAAAAAAAAAAAAAAAAAAAAAAAAGGUCUUCAGGACAAUUAUUUUUUUGGGUUAUGUCUUUAGAAUGCCAACUUGUCUGGAAGUUUCACAGGACAAUUAAAAGGUUAUUUUAAUUGAUUCUUGUUAAUUGCAGUCUAUUGGAUAGCACUGUAGAUCAUACAACUUUAUGUAAAAAACAAAAAAAAGAAUGAAAAAAAUGUUUUUAUAUGCAAUGGAUUAAAUAAAAGCAUGGGUUGAUUCUGCCUA
Messenger RNA from Myripristis murdjan (pinecone soldierfish), 6509 nucleotides. It is a transcript of the gene pde4d, whose product is annotated as phosphodiesterase 4D, cAMP-specific. NCBI's taxonomy places the organism in Eukaryota, Metazoa, Chordata, Actinopteri, Holocentriformes, Holocentridae. The record is from RefSeq and is a predicted model, not a curated record. The transcript has 15 exons. Bases 692 to 2845 code for a protein of 717 amino acids. Gene Ontology annotation, molecular function: 3',5'-cyclic-nucleotide phosphodiesterase activity. Gene Ontology annotation, biological process: signal transduction.